GAGAGUUGCGCAAGUCAGUGUUUACUUGUUAUAGUUUACCUCGGAGAUUGUGUGUGUGUGUGUUUGUGUGUAUGUGUGUCUGGCUAAGAGCAGAGGUGUGGAGAGACCAUGGAGGAACGAGAAGAAGGCGAGGUAUCAGAUGGGAAUGAGGACAGUUUUGGGCUGUCCUACAAGCCUGUGGCACGACCUGAUGCCACCCUGUACAGGCGUGUGGAGCGCCACGUACCCUCUAGUGAUGAAGACUACUCGUCAGACUCCGACUCAGACUCCCCACUUGCAGCUAAACGCAAAAGGCCAAAUGUCAGUAAAAUGGACACUGGAGGUUCAGAAAGUCAUGAUCCCCGGGCCUGGACGCUGGACAAUGGCACUCAGGAGAGUCGACCUAUUGCCAAGGCACGCCGGCGCAACAAUAUAUGGUCCUCAGUAAUGGAGGAACAGGUAUUGGCACAGGAGAUUGGAGGGUUUGGUUUGAAGCGUCGCCUGGAUCAAGGUGACCGGAGCGUAGAGAGCUAUGACUAUUUACAGGCGCAACAGUUCCGUCAGCAAGAAGGCCAACAUUACUCUGAUGAGGAGGAGGAGGAAGAAGAUGAGGAGACUAAGAAUAAAAGAAUGAGCAGAAAACGGCAUGUGAAGGAGAGGUUAAGUCACCGGAAGCCGAAGACGAAAAGUGGGAAAAGAGAACUGAUAGAUGUGGAGAUUCGGGAGUCAAUGACGGAUGAGGAAGUGGGCCUAGCUAUUGCUGAGGGCCUCAUGGAGAGGAAACCAGAGCUCAUAGUGCGUGUAGUGGAGGUGCUGGGGCAGGAGAAAGCACUAGAUCUGUACAAAAACACUCAAGAGUUGGAGAGAGAUGGAGGCCUGAUGGUGUUGAAUGGGUCACGGAGAAGGACGUCGGGUGGUGUAUACCUACACUUGUUGAAGACUUACCCAACGUUAGAACAUACUGACUUAAUCAAGAUUUUCUCUCAAGAUGAGGCAGGGUCCCUACAGCAGUGGAGGAAACGCAAGCGAGCUCACCGCAAGCGUGAGAGACAUGAGUCUAAACCACAAGAUCCUGCAGGAGAGACAGCCAGUGAGGAGGGUCUUCACCUUGGAGAGCUGUUCUCUGAUGACCCUGGAGGAGCAAAGUGUCCUGGCUCAACUCCUGUCACAUCACCUCAGCCAUCUGACACAGAGGAACAGGAACUUGCAGGGCCUCUGAUAAAUCAGUUAUCACCACAGGAAAUUAUGCCACCUUCAUCACCACCUCAGCCACCAUCAGCCACUACAGAUCCUCACAAGACCCCAGACCAGCCUCUGGAGACCUAUAAUGGCGGGUUCCUCAACAUUGAAGUGGAGAACAGUACGCAGAAUGAGGAGAUAAGUGAAAAAAAUAAAAGAAGUACUGAGGUAGCUUAUGAUGAUGACUUUCUAGACAUUCAUGGAAAUGAUGAAAUGGAACUGUUCUGAUACUGUCAGUGGUUGCACAUAAUCUGCAGGUAUGGUACGACACCAACCUUAACUCUUUGUGGCUCCAACACCCUGUCAACCUCUGUGAUCUCCCAUGUAGAUAAACCCACAACCCAGUCUGUACAGAAUAAAUUCUUACAUGGUCCCUAUUCAGCUGUCUCCUGCCUUGGGUGUGUAUGCCUUAACCCUCCUGCCAUAAAAAUUCCCUCCAUCAUUCCUUUUUGAUCCUGAUCCUCCUCAAUAUUAUUGGUAUUCUAGUACAUCCUCUGUUUCAGCCAUGCACACUAUUUGACUUAAGGAUUGAAACAUAGGGAAGAGGGAGGGUAGUGUUGCAUCAGUAAUUUGGCCUAAUCUUUAUAUGACUUUUGUGUCAGGAAGUAUGAGAUUGAAUGUAACUUCAUAAAAUGAGCUACAGGUAUUGAACAAUUUAUCUGGUGUCCAGAAAAAUAUAAUCAACAGAAAUGCAACAUAUGUUUUAGAUUGGUUAGUUUUGAGUAUGGUAGGCUUUGCAGUAUUUGGCUGCUCUUGGUUUUGUAUUGGCAUGGUGCACCCACCAAGUGAUAAUUUUAGUGGGACAGCUGUUGCAUAGAUAUAUAUUUUCCAGCAAUUUUUUUUUAAUAAUUUUGCCCCAUUUCAUUUUACAUUUUACUUUUAUACCAGAUUUUGUGUAUGUGCAUGUUUGUUUUGUGGCUCACUUUAUUGUAAUAAUUAAUUCAGUAUCAUACCUAAAAGACCACAACAGAAAGGAAGUAGGCUAGUAGACAGCCCCAAAAAUAAUUGUUUCACUGUUUAUUUAAAAAAAAUUAGAAUUGGUUAUGGGAUUUGAUAAAGGGACUUCACUGCUGCAUUUGGGCAUGUUGGUGCAUCUACUUUCUAUGAUGUCAACAAACAAAAAACAGAUACUUGAAUUAUUUGGAUAUGUGUCUGGUAAUAGAGAGUGAGUAUGAUAUGUACUACUAUUUGAAGGCUUAUUGGCACUCAUCAUUGGGGAAAAGAAAAAAAUGGGGAUGUGCUUAGACCACCAAAUGAUUAUGCACAGUAUUUUUUUUUUUUAUUCUAAGUGGUUUAAUAAAGAUGAAACUGUUAUAAAAGUCUAUGAAUUUGUAUCUCUGAAAUUGUUGUUGGAUAUGCUGCACAAGUGAUCCUCAUGCAGUGUCUGACAAAGAUCAGGCAUUUCUCCUGUGAAGGCCUCUAGGCUAAGACAUGAGAGAAUGCUUGUGAAUAUUGAUGUCCUGGCUCAUCUUUCUUUUACUUUAUGGGGAUGUCAGCCUGAUAUGUAGAUCUGUCCAAUAUUAUGUACUUUUUUAUUGUUUAUUUUAUGCAGAUACUUUAGCAUGUGCUAGUUAAUAUUAGAAUAUGCCUUGUCUUGAUCAACUUAUAUGGGGAUGUUUGACAGCAAUAGGGUUUUUUUUUAUGGAGCAGUGAAGAGUAGUUGCUUGUGACAAGGAUGAAUGGAGGUGCAGCAGUGAAAGGUGGUUCUUCUAUGUCUGGUGUGAUCAAAAGAUUGAGUUUGGUACAAGGAAGGUGGUGGGAUCUCUGAUCCCCUUCUAGAGGCUGAGAAGCUGGAAAAUUAGACCUUCAAUCCCAAGCUUGCCAGAUAAAUGUCAUAAUACCUGUAGUUCAAUUUUAGAGGUUAUGUGACUGUCAGGGUGCAGUUCUUAAAACUUAAAUUAACUUUCAGUGGUGCAAUCUUACCAGAUUUUUUUUUCGAUUAACAGUGUCAGUGCAGGUGAAAAUUUAAUGCUAGAAAUCAUUCCCAUUCUCUUCACUAAUCAGUCAGCCUUUCAUCACAUUAAAGUUUCAAAUUAUUUUUGUUCCUUGAACUGCAACUUUCAUGAUCUCACUUUUUACAAGAUUGUUCCUAAGCAUCAGAGGGAUUCUCAAGUUCUCAGACAACCAUUUCUCUCUGUUGUAUCAGCACACUUUUAUUAUAUGUUGUAAAAUUUUACCAUAAAUUUCUUUGAGAGACCAGCAAAAUAAGUACAUCCCUUCUCAAAUUGUAUCACAUACUUCAUGGCUGUAUUUAUUUAUUUUUAUUUUUUAUCAUUUUGUUUAUUUAGUUUUUGAUACACAUUAUAAUUAAAUACUGAUCAAGUUCAGUUGGAAUCCUUACCAAGGUUCAGUAUGUUGUACUCCAUGAUGGUGUAGGGAUACCCUCACUUCUCAUGAGGCAGGAAAAUUAAUGCCUCUAGAAAAGCAACCUAGAUAUUUUGGGAUUUAUGUGAUAGUUUAACUGGCUGUUUUGUUUACUGCAAAGGGAAAUUGUUUUUAUCAAAAUAGUGCUUUGUGCCAUAUCAGUCAAUUAAAAGCUGAAUUUCUUACUUGUAAAAAUAUGAAUGCAGUAAAAUCCUACAAAUAUUGAGUAGUUAAUUAACAGGAAAAGUAAAAUAAUGCAUACAACACACCCACUCAGAGCAGCAGAUUGGGACGCUUCACAGGAGGGCAGGAUUUGUGGCUCAAAUUAAUUUGAUAUGACCAUAGUUUGUAAGAUAAAUGUACAUAGUUUCCCUGU
Scylla paramamosain (green mud crab) is the source of this 3958-nucleotide messenger RNA. RefSeq names its product phosphorylated adapter RNA export protein-like (gene Phax). The transcript is spliced from 9 exons. The record is from RefSeq and is a predicted model, not a curated record. Lineage: Eukaryota; Metazoa; Arthropoda; Malacostraca; Decapoda; Portunidae. Gene Ontology annotation, biological process: snRNA export from nucleus. Bases 109 to 1446 code for a protein of 445 amino acids. Gene Ontology annotation, cellular component: nucleus.